AUGGCGAUCGGUGAUGCGCUCGGUGCUAGCACCGAAUUUCGUCCAUAUAGUUAUAUGCAGUCCAAUCCCAUUACUGAUAUGAUUGGGGGCGGUACGUGGGGUUUGGCAGCUGGACAAUGGACUGAUGACACGUCCAUGGCUCUUUGUCUAGCUAUUAGUUUGAUUGUGAAACAAGGAUAUAAUGCUUAUGAUCAGUUAGUGAGGUAUAUGUCGUCAACCGGUCGCUGUUUUGAUAUUGGCAAUGCUACUAGCGAAUCGUUAGGUGCAUUUAUUAAGAAACAGAAAGACUUUAGUCAAGAGCACAAGAUUCCAUUCGAACAAAUGGACGCAAUUGAUGACAAAAACCAAAUGAUAUUUGAUGUUGAACAGAAAUUGCAAUGUAGUAGAGAAGGUGUAUGCGGCAAUGGCGCUCUAAUGCGUUUGACACCAGUACCGCUAUUUUUCUUUCGGGACCCACCAUGCGCUGUGCGGUAUGCAGGCGAAUCGGGUUUUAUUACACACGGAGAUCCCAAAGUUAAAGAUGCAUGUCGAUAUUAUUCCGCGUUAAUCACUGGUGCGCUGCUCGGGUACUCCAAAGAAAAACUAUUGGAUAAGCAGUUUUAUCUCGACUGCUGCAGUAAUGGUUGGUUUGGGAAAGAUGAUGAGGCUCGGUUACACUCAGAAGUACAGGAAAUUGCCGAUGGUUCGUUUCGAGAUAAGAAAAGAGGCUAUGAAGACGGUAUUCGUGGCAAAGGUUACAUCGUCUCGGCGUUAGAAGCAGCCUUGUGGGCAUUUUGUUACGAUGGCGGCUCGUUUGAAACCGGUGUGCUGAAUGCAGUUAAUUUGGGAGAUGAUACAGACACUACCGCAGCUAUUUAUGGCCAAUUGGCGGGCGCAUAUUACGGUGUGAAAGGCUUGCCGAAAAAUUGGUUAAAACUAGUAUAUGCCAAAGACUUCAUAAAAUGUUUGAGCAAGUGGUUAGAGUUUGAAGGAGACGAGUGGUACAAAAAAAACAAUCCGUAA
Molecule: messenger RNA, 1002 nt
Organism: Didymodactylos carnosus
Lineage: Eukaryota; Metazoa; Rotifera; Eurotatoria; Philodinida; Philodinidae
Source: the annotation of a GenBank genome assembly